This is a messenger RNA of Leptopilina boulardi, 542 nucleotides long. RefSeq names its product cytochrome c oxidase assembly factor 6 homolog. NCBI's taxonomy places the organism in Eukaryota, Metazoa, Arthropoda, Insecta, Hymenoptera, Figitidae. Gene Ontology annotation, cellular component: respiratory chain complex IV; mitochondrion. Gene Ontology annotation, biological process: respiratory chain complex IV assembly. The transcript is spliced from 3 exons. Bases 182 to 430 code for a protein of 82 amino acids. The record is from RefSeq and is a predicted model, not a curated record.
UCAUUAUUUACUGUCUCUUUCUCUUGAUGUUUACAAAAAGAAUUUGUAAAAUUUUUCCUUUUAAUUUUUAAAAAACCAUAACUUGAAACAUUUGUUCUAAAAUAAUUUAAGAAUUAAAUUAGUGACUGAAAUUUACAAUUAAUCAAUUUAAUUAUUAAGUCCAGCUAAAAAAAGCUAUAAAAUGACAUUUUUGGACAAAGAAAAACGUGAAAUAUGUUGGAAUAACAGAGAUGUAUAUUGGAACUGUCUUGAUAAAAAUGAAGAUUCAGAAAGUUUAUGUGCACAAUUUAGAAAACAUUAUGAAAAAACCUGUCCAAUUCAAUGGGUGAAGCACUUUGAUAGGAGAAGAGAAUAUAAUAAAUUCAAGGAAGAAAUGGAAAAAACUGGAAAGGUACCAAAUUUUCCACAAAAAGAGAGUCUUAAAUCUUAAAUAAUAAUUAGUUAAUUGUAAUAUAAACAAUAAAGUUGUAACAUAUUUUAAUUUAACAGAAAAUUAUAAAUAUACGUUAAGCGUAAUUAAAAAGAAAAUGUCUUAUAAUUAA